Messenger RNA from Puntigrus tetrazona (Sumatra barb), 3511 nucleotides. It is a transcript of the gene trabd2a, whose product is annotated as TraB domain containing 2A. The record is from RefSeq and is a predicted model, not a curated record. Bases 360 to 1826 code for a protein of 488 amino acids. The transcript is spliced from 7 exons. Gene Ontology annotation, biological process: negative regulation of Wnt signaling pathway. Gene Ontology annotation, cellular component: membrane. Gene Ontology annotation, molecular function: metalloendopeptidase activity. Lineage: Eukaryota; Metazoa; Chordata; Actinopteri; Cypriniformes; Cyprinidae.
AGCUCGCUCAGGACUUGUUGCGCUGCAGUGAGAGUCUGAAGCCGCGGAGGAACAGAAGAGACUCGUUUGGAGAGUUGGAGGAGAAACUCAAAGAUCUGAUCCGCUAAAGAUCUCCUCGGCGCUUCGAGUGUGUGUUCGUGCGAUCAGGAUGUGUGUGAAGUGAGCUUCGGGACAGACCGCAUCUGCUCGAGUGGAGCUGGAGCUUCUCUGACGAGCAUCAUGUCGUAGAAGUUGCUCCUCGAGCUCUUCUGGCUCAGUCCAGCUCUCGUCCAGGAUGGCUCACUUCACUUUCGUGGCAUGUUCUGAUCGUCGGUGAAGAAGAGUCGAGUUCGCUGGAGAUUCUGCAGAAGACUGAGAGGAUGGUGGUGGUGGUGGUUAGUUGGGGCGCUUUUCUCCAAACCUGCUUGAUAUUGAUGGUGAGAGCAAACCAGCACAACCCCAGAGAGACCAGCUGCGACCUUCACGCCAAACAAAGCGAGCUCAACUCUUUCCUGUGGACUAUAAAGCGAGACCCGCCCUCGUACUUCUACGGCACCAUUCACGUCCCGUACACGCGCGUCUGGGACUUCAUCCCCGAGAACUCCAAGCAGGCCUUCCAGGAGAGCAGCAUCGUGUACUUCGAGCUGGACCUGACCGACCCGUACACCAUCUCGGCUCUGAGCAGCUGCCAGCUCCUGCCGCAGGGAGAGAAGCUGCAGGACCUGCUGCCCAAAGACAUCUACCGCCGGCUCAAGACGCACCUGGACUACGUCAAGCUCAUGCUGCCCUCCUGGAUGACCCCUGACCAGCGGGGCAAGGGCCUGUAUGCAGACUACCUGUUCAACGCCAUCGCCGGGAACUGGGAGCGCAAGCGGCCCGUCUGGGUGAUGCUGAUGGUCAACUCUCUGACCGAGGCCGACAUCAAGACACGCGGCGUUCCCGUGCUGGACCUGUAUCUGGCUCAGGAGGCCCAGAGGAUGAGGAAGAGGACCGGAGCCGUGGAGAAGGUGGAGGAGCAGUGCCAUCCUCUGAACGGACUCAACUUCUCUCAGGUGAUCUUCGCUCUGAAUCAGACGCUCCUGCAGCAGGAGAGUCUCCGAGCCGGGGCCCUGCCGGUCCCCUACACCACAGAGCACCUGAUCAAGCACUACAACUGUGGAGACCUGAACUCCAUCAUCUUCAACCACGACACCUCACAGGUGCCGAGCUUCCAGAACGUGACGCUUCCUCCGAACGAGCAGGUGACGGCGCAGGAGAUCGAGAGCUACUUCCGGCAGGAGCUGAUCUACAAGAGGAACGAGCGCAUGGGCCGCCGCGUGCGAGCGCUGCUGGACGAACACCCCGGAAAAACGUUCUUCUUCGCCUUCGGAGCAGGUCACUUUCUGGGAAACAACACUGUGAUUGAUGUCCUGAGACGUGAAGGUUAUGAGGUGGAGCACACACCUGCUGGACAGAUGCUACACAGCAGAAGGUCAGGAGAGCUGCCGGACGCGGACGCCCCGCUGGAGCCGUUCCUCCACGAGCGCCCAGAUCUUCAGGAGGACGAGGAGCAUCUGCUGGAGCUCCUGGAGAAGGUGGAGCACAAGCUGAAGAAGAAGCGGCGAAACAAGCAGAAGAAGCAGCGCCAUCGGCAGUUCAACGAGCUCUGGGUGCGGAUGGAGGAGAGCGUGACGGCCGAGGCUCCGCCUCCUGUCGUCCGCAUCAUCAACGGUUACAUCACGGUACAGGCCCACCCACAGGAGCACGACCGAGCCAAUCAGCACAGGACGUUCUCAGGCUCCGCCUCCUGGAGCCCCGCCCUCCCUGCUCUGUGUGUCCAGAUCCUGCUGCUGCUGCUGCUUUCGUGACCGGACUUCAGCUCUUCCAGAAACACUUCCUUGUAAAUAUCAGAUGUAUUAUAGAUGUAAUUUAGAGUUUUGAAUAAAGCAUUUGUUUGUUCACUUAUUAUAUAAAUAUAUAAAUAAGAGUCAUUAUAUUUUUGUGACUAAAUCAGCUACUAACCAGCUUAACCGGCCUCAGUCAAGAAAAAACCAUCAGGUCAGGAAAACAGAUGUACGGUGAUUCUUCCUCUUCGGUCAACCUCGUGCUUUUGAUGAAUGUCUAAAAUGUUGUGUUUGUGACAUAGAAACGAGUCAUUUAAUUUAUUGAAUAGAUAGUGUUAGUUGAUCUAAAUGUGUUUAUGGCAGAAUGAGGCAAUGUAAAUCAUAUCUGGUGUUUGUGAUGUUAAAAGAAAUAAAGUAUUUAUAUAGUUCAGUGUUCUCCAAACGAAAGAUGAAUGCAGACUCUCGUUCUUCUCUCGACGCUGGAACAGAAGCAGUGUUUUAUGAAGGAUCUUCAUCUUCUUGACAUGGCUCUUCUGUCCUUCAUCCUCUUCCUCCUCCUCUUCCUCUCAGCUGAGAUCUUCACCCAACCACCAAGAGGUCUUUUAUUAUGCUCUUUAAAUUAAAUCACAAGACCAAUUUAUGCUUUUGAAUGGAAUGGUUUCUUUCUGGUUGCCAGCGAAUGUGUGAAAGGAUUUUCUUUGUAAAUCAUUCUUCAUUAACAAAAAAUGUUGUGGUUAUUACCACGGUUUAUUGAUGAGAGCUGAUCCGAGAUCAGACAAAUACAAACCCAACUCCAGAGUGUUGUUUUGAUGUGGCUGUAGUUAACCUUAGUUUAGAUUGCUGUAUGAUUCUGGCCAGUUUUGAGGAAAGUUUCUUCGGUUGUUAACAAGCUUUGUUCAGUACUGAAGUCACCUCUUCAGAAGUCUUCAUGGAUCAAACUGGGAAUCGUUUUCAGACGAAAUGCAUGCCAUGAACACAUUUUUCUAAAUCCACAAACACUUUAUCAUUCAUACUCUACAACCUGAAAAAGCGCAUUCAGAUCAGAAGGAUGCUAAACUGUCCAUUUCUGCAGGAAUUAUAUUCAAAUUUCUGUUGAAUAUUUAUAGGGAAAUCGAGUAAUAAUUAAUCCAAACACAACUAAAUGCUAACACAAGAUACUUACACAACUACCUCACUUUGCCAUAAGUUAAAUAUAUUAGGUUUCUAAUAUAAAUAAACAUAUUGUAGGAACUUAAAGCUCUUUGCAAUGACUUUUAUCAUAAAGAUAAGAGAAACUCGUUCCGUCUCAUCAGGUCAUGACAUAACAUAGUUAUUAUAUAAUAUCUCAAUAUGAUGUCACUGCUGACAUCAUACGAGCCUUUCAGUGUGUUAUCAGGGCUCUGAAGAUCUCACGAUGAAAUGAAGACAUCAUGUUCUUUUUUACGUAAAUGUCUAGAAAGCAGAAAAUGUCAAACCUGUUCAUUAGAAGGGAUGUGUCCGAUCUAGUACUUUGUAUCUGAUCUUUUAAGAUGUGGUUCUUCACACAGAUUAUUCACAAGCGGCUUCAACACAGAAAUCAUAAAUAAUAUCAGAGUUCUUUCUGAAGAAGGUGGUUACGGUCAGAAAUUCAGCAGGAGUGGGAAUAAGAAAACUGAAGGGCUGUUUAACACACAUUAGAGAAAGUGGAAAUAUUAGCGUGAACUGCAUGAACAUCGAGACUGAAUGCAUAA